GAGGGUCUUAGUAAAAUCCCCUGUAUGCCAGCGUUCCGAGAAAAAACGGAUGAACUAGAUGCGUACAUAGACCGUUUUGAACGGCAUGCAACUUUGAGUAAAUGGCCAAAGGAUUGUUGGGCGUCUGCUCUAGGCAACUUGUUGACAGGUCCCGCCCUAGAUGUAUAUUGUUCAAUAAGCGCAGAGGAGGCAACCGAUUACGAUCUCCUUAAGAAUAUGCUAUUGCAAUACUUUGCUCUUACGAGUGAAGGAAAUUGGAAACGCUUUCGCGAAGCGAAGAAAGGCGGAGAAGAAUCUUAUUACCAAUAUGCUAACCGUUUGAUUCGUUACGUCACGCGCUGCAUUGAUUUGAGCGGCAAAGAAAAGACAUUUGAUGCGUUGUUGGAUGUAGUAGUUCGUGAACACAUUUACGAGACAUCGGAGCGUUCAUUGUCUGUAUUUAUGCGGGAGAGAAAUCCUGAAAACAUUCCAGAGCUAAUUUUGCUAGCUGAGCAAUAUAGGAGUGCGCAUGUGUCAGCUACAACUGACUUCGGUAGACGCGCACGCCGUGAAGAAAGUGCUCGCAAAUUGAGAGAUGGUAAAAGUAAGGACUGGAGCGACAAAAGUCCUAAUUCAAAAGCUUGCUAUACUUGCGGUAAAUCAGGUCAUUUUAUGGCUAGGUGUCCAAACAAAAAGGGCAGUAAUUCGAGAGACGGGUCAGGCAAGUUAAGCUCGGAUUCGCGUAAGCAAUCAGUGAACGCAUGCGUAGUCGGCGUAUGUCCGGAUACGUCAACACCGCAAACGCAAGAUGUUGGUCCCGAUUCAGCUACGGUAAAGCUGCAGUGUGGUCAUGAAAUUCCGUUGCUUUAUACGGCUUGCACAGUAGAAUCAGAUAUGCCCACUUGUGAUGGCAGUAUAAAUGGCAAGAAAAUAACAGUUUUGCGCGAUUCAGGUUGUAGUUGCGUGAUUGUUCGUACGAAUUUAGUGGAGAAGGCUCAGUUUACAGGAAAAACAAAGCUAUGUAUGCUAAUUGACCGAACAAUUAGACGGAUGCUAGAGGCAAGGCUGUAUAUUAGUACCCCAUAUUUCCAAGGUAAUGUGACAGCAUUAUGUGUUGAUAACCCGUUGUAUGAUUUAGUCAUCGGAAACAUUACAGGUGCCAGGAAACCUGGAGAUGAGGAUCAGAACUGGGCCUACACUGAGGCGAGUGACGGCGAGUCAUCCAUCAAGGAGGAUAGAUCUCCCUGUGACAGUGAUCCUGAUGACAUAAAGGGGACACCUGUAAGAGAGCAGAGUACGCCCUCAUCGUCGGAGACCACAGAAGAUGAUCUGUCAGGCGUUACUCAAGUACCAGACGAAAAGAUACUGAAUGAUGUAUCCCAGCCACACAGCCAGGAUGAUGUCAUCAUUCAGGAGGAACCAAGUGAGUUGAUGAGUGAGUCAACUAUCCAUGAGGAGAUGGAACAAGGAGCAGGAGUGGAGACUCGAGGGACGAAGAGACGAAAGGAUCGGCCAUUUAUGAGUCUUGGGUCGGCGAAGCAGCAGGAGUGUACCGCUACCCGUGAAGAUGUUAUUGCAGCACAGAAGGCAGAUGCAACGCUGAAGAAACUAAGAGAUUUAGCAGAAAAGGGUGAGUCAAAGCUUGUAGGGAAGAAUAGCGAAGUGAGAUUUUACUUCAAGAAUGGUCUUCUAUUCCGUGAAUACAGGUCACUAGGUAACACCCAGGGGAAGACGUUUACUCAACUGUUGGUACCCAAGCCGUUCAGAUCUCAAGUUCUUCGACUAGCUCAUGACUCUGCAUUAGCUGGACAUCUGAAGACAAGGAAGACGAUUGACAGGAUCCUGACGCAAUUCUUCUGGCCUGGUCUACAAUCCGAUGUCAAGCGUUAUUGUGCUUCUUGCGAUGCAUGUCAACGUACAAUGCCUAAAGGACGGAUUGGUAAGGUGCCACUUGUAAUUCCCCCUUUGAUAGAUACUUGUUUCAAACGAAUUGCAGUAGAUUUGAUAGGACCCCUAGAUCCCAUUACUGAUAGAGGGAAUAGGUAUAUCUUGACUUUGGUUGAUCUAGCUACUCGCUACCCUGAGGCAGUAGCCCUACCUAGAAUUGAAGCUGAGCGUGUGGCAGAGGCCCUAGUUGAAAUAUUCUCACGCUUAGGUGUACCUAAUCAAAUAUUGUCUGAUAAUGGUACUCAGUUUGUUUCGGGAGUUAUGAAAGAAGCUGCCCGAUUGUUAGGAGUUAGCCAGUUUCACACUACUCCUUACCAUCCAAUGGCCAAUGGAGCAUGUGAACGGUUCAAUGGGACCCUAAAGCAAAUGUUGCGUAGGAUGUGUCAGGAAUGUCCUAAAGAUUGGGAUAGAUACUUACCCGCGCUUCUGUUUGCGUAUCGUGAGGUUCCACAUGAGAGUCUUGGAUACUCUCCAUUUGAAUUAAUGUAUGGGAGAACUGUUAGGGGACCCAUGACUAUUCUCAAGGAGUUAUGGUCUACAGAAGUCCCAGAAGAAGAAGUCAAAUCAAUUUAUCAGUAUGUCAUUGAUUUGCAGGAACGACUAGAGUCGACUUGUGAGCUCGCUAGGAAGGAGCUUACGAAGGCUUCAACGAAGUACAAGACUCACUUCGACGUUAAGGCGAAGGAGAGGAGAUUUGAGUGUGGUGAUCAAGUUCUUCUACUUCUACCAACUAGCAGCAAUAAGCUACUCAUGCAUUGGAGAGGUCCUUAUGAGGUCGUGAAGAGGGUUGCUAGGAACAACUACAAGUUGAUGGUGAAUGGAAAAGAGAAGACUUAUCACGCCAACCUACUGAAGAGGUAUGUCGAGAGGGAGCAUGCAGAUGGUAGUCAAGAAGUUUCAGCCCCAGCUGAUCAAGUUGCUGCUAUCCAUAUUGUGGAUGAGGGUGACGAGAGUGAUGGUUCUGCGAGGAUUAUAUUCCCAGCAGUUGAGCAGACCGAAAGCAUCGAUGACGUGGAGUUUGGCGACGACGUACCCGUCGACAUGCGAACUCAGAUGCAGGCGCUCUUCCGGGAAUUCACAGACGUCAUGACCGAUGUCCCUGGGAAGACAGACAUCAUUAGUCAUUCGGUGGAGUUGACUUCGGCCGAACACAUCAGAUCACGCCCCUACCCAGUACCUCAAGCACUACGACAGACGAUUAGAGAGGAAGUAGAGACGAUGCUUAGGAUGGGAGUAAUCGAAAAGUCUACAUCGCCCUAUGCGUCACCUGUGGUAAUCGUCAAGAAAAAGGACGGGAAGAAUAGAUUCUGCGUUGACUAUAGGAAGAUCAACGCUAAAACAGUCAUCGACAACGAACCAAUUCCCAACAUAGAUCAGUUGAUCGCAGAUAUCGGAGAUGCCAAGUACUUCACUAAAAUUGACUUGUCAAAAGGAUAUUGGCAGAUACCUGUUGUCGAGGAGGACCGUGGGAAAACGGCGUUUGUAACUCCUGAUGGCCAGUAUGAGUUCUUGGUACUUCCCUUUGGCAUGGUUAACGCCCCUGCUGUGUUUACCAGAAUGAUGAGGAAGGUGUUAGAUGAACUCCCUCACGUCCUUCAUUAUAUAGAUGACAUCCUCAUCUAUAGUUCGUCAUGGGAAGAGCAUCUGGAAGAUGUAAGGAGAGUCCUAUCACGAUUAAGGGAAAGUCAUCUCACUGCUCGACCGAGCAAGUGUCACGCUGCAUGUAGCUCAGUAGAAUUUCUUGGACACAUCGUGGGACAAGGUGAAGUGAAACCUACACCAGAGAAGAUCAAGCAAGUGUUGUCGUCAUCCCGACCGACAACAAAAAGGGAGGUAAGGUCAUUUCUUGGUCUAGUGGGGUACUACCGGAAAUUUAUUCCAAAUAUGGCCACCAUUGCUACCCCUCUAUCCGAUCUCACGAAGAAAAAUAGUGCUACAAAAGUAAAGUGGGAGGAAGCGCAUGAACACGCUUUCCAAACGCUUAAGAGCAGGCUGAGUCAUUUUCCUGUACCGGACAUCGAUAGCGAGUUCGUUGUGCGCACGGAUGCAUCUGAUGUCGGCAUCGGCGCCGUGUUGAUGCAAACUCAUGAAGAGAAAUUGUUUCCCAUUUGUUUUGCCAGUCGUAAGUUACUUGAUCGCGAACGCUUGUAUCCGAUAGUGGAGCGCGAGUGUCUUGCCUUAGCGUGGGCUGUUAAGAAGUUCGCCUACUUCUUACAUGGGAGGAAGUUCACGUUGCAGACGGACCACUUUCCUUUGGCAUACUUGUCGCAAGCGAGAUUGAAAAAUCCCAGAGUUUUACGGUGGGCGUUGGCAUUACAGUCCUAUAAUUUCCAUGUUGAGGUUAUCAAGGGAUCUGAUAAUGUGGGAGCAGAUUUUCUCAGUAGAUGUCCCGAAGAUUGAACGGUUCACAAAAUUGAGUGGACUAACUUUUAUAAUUUGAUAGCAUUGAAAAUCUCUAAAGCAGUAAUAUCAUUUUGGGUUGGCGGUUAUUUGUCAAGGUUAAGUGUAUGAAUCUUACUAAUUUAGAGCUUUUCUUAAAGACUGGACAUCACGUCUAGGCGAAGCGCAUACGUAUAUGCAAAAUACUAGUAAAACUUUUGUUAGGCAAAUGAACUACGCCCUAAAACCCGAUCCGAAGGCGUCGUGUACUGUAGGCCUAUUAAUUUUGGUCAUUACGUUUUAUUGGUUUGAAUGGAGCUGACAUGAUUUAUCUCGAUUUGUUUUUGCCUUAGGGGCAAUAUCAACUUCAUCGUUUUUAUUCAUUUUGCUAUAAUUUUAGCAGACACAUAAUAUGGAUUUGUCUUAUCGACGAGCUAAUCGUAUUUUAUGCUGCUAUGUCAGGAAGGAGUUUUAGAUGAUUUCUAUGGUGUAUUUCUUAACCCACAUACGUGGGUUUUUAGUAUCGAGUUUCUGAAGGCAGAGCCGUAGCAACAGUGAGUACUGAGGGUGCGUACGGGAACUCCGGACGGGACAGAAGUCUCGGGAAUCGCCCUCCGGUGUGACGUCAUAGUGAUGAGUCAUCGACGUUCGGAAUCUCCACUGACCGCGAUACACAGUUUUCUUCGAUGGGCCCAACGAAAUGAUAACAGCUAAGGACUUUAUGUUAUUCGAAUAUUGAACUUUCAUUAUUAAUUUAUUCUUUGAUGCUAUGCCAUAUUACUCACAGAUGUGAACGUGUUGAAUUUAAUUAUAAUUAAAGAUAUUUCAUUUGAUUUGUAAUCCCAAUCCAUUUUCUUUUUCGUGAUUUGUUGUGUAAACAGUACAUAGGCAAUUAUCUUUUCUCUAGAGUAUUUUUGUCCUUUGCUUUCGCACUGGGCCU
This is a messenger RNA of Lytechinus variegatus (green sea urchin), 5245 nucleotides long. RefSeq lists its product as uncharacterized. The record is from RefSeq and is a predicted model, not a curated record. Gene Ontology annotation, molecular function: nucleic acid binding; zinc ion binding. Gene Ontology annotation, biological process: DNA integration. Bases 25 to 4326 code for a protein of 1433 amino acids. Lineage: Eukaryota; Metazoa; Echinodermata; Echinoidea; Temnopleuroida; Toxopneustidae. The transcript is spliced from 2 exons.